Benincasa hispida (wax gourd) is the source of this 1759-nucleotide messenger RNA. It is a transcript of the gene RVE8, whose product is annotated as Homeodomain-like superfamily protein. The record is from RefSeq and is a predicted model, not a curated record. NCBI's taxonomy places the organism in Eukaryota, Viridiplantae, Streptophyta, Magnoliopsida, Cucurbitales, Cucurbitaceae. Gene Ontology annotation, molecular function: DNA binding.
ACGAGGAAGAGAAUGUACGGCAGGCGAUUAAAUCGUUUCAAUCGAACGCUCCCUAGUGGCCAACCAAACGAAAGGCGUCAAAUUUCGCUCCACAAGUUUCCAUUUCACACCUUGCCCGCCAUUGUUACCUUCCUCCGUCUCUGCUCCGAUUCAGCCUUAUCAUGCUCUGAUUAACCUCAUGAACUCCAACGCUUCGAAUCCAAAUCCUUCUAUGGCGACUUCCACUGCUGCUGAUUCCUCCGGCAAGAAGGUUCGCAAGCCCUACACCAUUACCAAGUCUAGAGAGAGCUGGACUGAAGAAGAGCACGAUAAAUUCCUCGAAGCUCUUCAGCUGUUUGAUCGUGACUGGAAGAAAAUUGAAGAUUUUGUAGGUUCAAAGACAGUUAUUCAGUCGAUGCUGCAGAUUCGGAGUCACGCCCAAAAGUACUUUUUGAAAGUCCAAAAAAAUGGAACGAUAGCACACGUACCUCCCCCACGCCCAAAACGCAAGGCUUCACAUCCUUAUCCACAAAAGGCAUCAAAAAAUGUUUUGUUACCGUUGCAAGCAUCAAUGGGUUAUCCUUCUUCAGUUAAUACCCUAACACCUGGAUAUUCUCCUUGGGACGAUGCGUCGAUAAUGAUUAACCCUUCUUUGAGCAAAAUCAUGCAACCACAAGAUGAAUUUACAAAUUUUCACAGAUCUGAAACUGAUAUUGCAUCGGAAGGGACACCAAUGAUCAGUAGUAGCAGCCUCAAUGGUAUGGGAAGCCCUGAUAUGGGAAAGCAGGGAAAACAAGCUCCUAUGCUUCACGGUAUACCAGAUUUUGCUGAAGUUUAUGGCUUCAUUGGUAGCGUUUUUGACCCAGACAGUAAAGAACAUGUGAAUAAACUCAAGGAGAUGGAUCCUAUCAACUUCGAAACAGUUUUGUUGUUGAUGCGAAACCUCAGUUUUAAUUUGUCCAGCCCUGACUUUGAACCACUCGUUGCAAGCUGCUGCUGUUUAACAUAGGGAUCAAACAAAAUCUAUACUCUUGAGGGAAAACAUUCUGAAGGCUCUGGUUGAUACUCAGUUUUGGAAUUGAAUAGUAACUUGUUCUCCUCACAUGGUUAAGCAUUUGAAAACGUUCUAAACGGUUUCUAUAUCGUCUUAACUGAUUUGUUUCAGAGAACUGUGUUGUCAACCUAUGAUGUCAAUACAAAAACAGUAGCAGUCACUGCAGGAAUGCCUACAAAGAAGCAUGCUGAUGAUAUAUCCUGUUGAAUUACCUACUACCUAAAAUUAGCUCAUUACCUUGUAUCAGCUCUUAUCUACUCUGCCUAUUACUUGUCGAAGUCAGAGCGUUGGAACACCCGAACAACGCCAGCUGCCAGCCAGGGCUGUUAGAGAAGAUUGUAUCAAAAAUUGGUCUCCAUUGAUUCUUUUGAGGCUCUAUGGAUCCUCCUCUUUGGCACCUUACCAAGGCUCAUAUUUCGGGUUUGGCCUAUAACCAAAUGUAUAUUGUUGUAAGAUCUGUUUGAUGAAUUUUGUCAUGUGCUAAUAAAAGUACAGCCCCGUUAACUGUUUGCAAGGGUGCUCGAUCGGGCUGUUGAACCAAAACAUGGCUCGAUCUCAGAGUGGUAUUGGAUAGGCGAUCUUCUUAUAGGCGAUCUUCUUGUGCUUGUAUCGUUAGAAAUGAGUGUAAAUUGCUGUUGUUCUUAGUGAAGUUCACCUGUUUUGUAAGUGGCCUUUUUUUCCAGAAAGAAUGAAAUGGGUUAGUACAUAUAAAAGAAACGUGUUUCU